Molecule: messenger RNA, 612 nt
Organism: Protopolystoma xenopodis
Lineage: Eukaryota; Metazoa; Platyhelminthes; Monogenea; Polystomatidea; Polystomatidae
Source: the annotation of a GenBank genome assembly
UCUGUUUCUGGUUCAGUUUCAGUUUUAGUUUCUGUUUCUGGUUCUUUUUCUCUUUAUGUUUCUGUUUCUGUUUCUGUUUCUUGCUCUGUUUCUGCUUCAGGAUUUGUUUCUGUUUCUGGUUUUGUUUCUAUUUCUGUUUCUCUUUCUGUUUCUUGCUCUGUUUCUCUACAGGCUCUGUUUAUGUUCUUAUUCUGUGUAUGUUCUGAUUCUGUUUCUGAUUCUGUUUCUGUUUCUGAUUAUGAUUCUAAAUUUGUUUUUGUUUCUUAUUCAGAUUCUGUUUCUUGUUAUGUUUAUGUUUCUUGUUCUGUUUUUGUUUCUUGUUCUGUUUCUGUUUCUGUUUAUGUUUAUGUUUAUGCUUCUGUUUCUCUUUCUGUUUCUGUAAAGUUUACUGUUUCUGGCUCCUUUUCUGGUUAUAUGUCGGUUUCUGUUUCUGUUUCUGUUUCUGUUUCUGUUUCUGUUUCUGUUUCUGUUUCUAGUUCUGUUUUUCUGUCUGUUUCAGGUUCUGAUUCUGUUUCUGUUUAUGUUUAUGUUUAUGCUUCUGUUUCUGUUUUUUUUUCAGGUACUGUUUCUGUUUCUGUUUCUCUUUCUUUUCAGUUUCAGUUUCAGUUUUAG